Messenger RNA from Lycium ferocissimum, 1011 nucleotides. Its product is annotated as nuclear transcription factor Y subunit B-6-like. Gene Ontology annotation, cellular component: CCAAT-binding factor complex. Lineage: Eukaryota; Viridiplantae; Streptophyta; Magnoliopsida; Solanales; Solanaceae. The record is from RefSeq and is a predicted model, not a curated record. The transcript has 3 exons. The coding region runs from base 142 to 813 and encodes 223 amino acids. Gene Ontology annotation, molecular function: protein heterodimerization activity; RNA polymerase II cis-regulatory region sequence-specific DNA binding; DNA-binding transcription activator activity, RNA polymerase II-specific. Gene Ontology annotation, biological process: regulation of transcription by RNA polymerase II.
GUGCAAGUGGGGUCUCUCCUAGUUUAAAAAUUGUUCUUGUCCAUUUGGAAGAAAAAAAAUGCUUAUAAAAGUUUAUUAAACUUAAGUGUACUACAAUUAGAACCUCAACACUAAACUCAAAAUAAAUAACAACUUAAGAAAAUGUCUGGAAGGAACACUAUGAAUCGAGCUUCAAACUCAGGUCUACGUAACACUGGCAUUGACACAGAGGCCGAGCAACUAGCCAGGCGGCUGCACCAUUUGCACCUCCCUGUCGCCAAUGUGACGAGAAUCAUGCGCCAGAUUCUUCCGCAGCACGCAAGAGUCACAGACGACACGAGAGAGACGGUCCCACAACUUGUGACCCAUUUUAUCCACCACAUCACUAAAAAAGCUAACGAACGUUGCCAAAGGGAGCAACGGAGGACUGUGACAGCUGAGGAUGUUCUUUGGGCAAUGAACAAAAUUGGGCUGACAAACUACGUUGGGCCUCUUACGUUGUAUCUCCACAAGUAUCGUGAACAGGAAGCUGAGAGUUCUUUGAACUCACGCAAGUCCAAUAUUAUGAGGCCUAAUUUUGAACUUGCUCUUGCACAGCCAACUGGGUCAGCCUCAGUUUUUCCAAUUAACUGUCCACCAAUGCAGACUUAUUCGUCCCCUUAUUUUCCUCCGAAUGGGUUGUUCUAUGAUCAUGCAGCUGCCACGAUGAGAGGCUUUAAUAUGAAUUUCAGGAAUGAAAUGGUGGUAAAUGAUGAUAGUCCCGCUGAGUCUUCGUCUUCUUCAAGUUCUUCUAACUAUGGUUUGCCUGGGAUUAAUGAUCCAUAUGGACAGUGAACUGAUGAUGAGUACAAGAAGAUGACUGGCAUGAUCAUAUAUCCCAGCUGGAAUAAUGCUUUAUGUUUUUCGUUUAAACUUCGUUGUGACUGUAUCUUUUCAAGUAUGUAUGCUUUUAAUUUUCCUUGUGUACUAAUAAGCUACCUGGAUAAUAAAUAAAUGUGAUGUUAAACAUUUCUCUAUGUUUGAACCUGGACA